AUGAUCAUUUUUACAUCACUCCUCUAAACAUCCGGUUUUACUUUUAUUUAUUUUUUAACCGAAGUCAUGCAUUUGAUGCAACACAUUUCUGCAUUUUUAAUAUUAGUUUUGACAGUUACUGUAUCACUGACAAAUGCUUUACAUUGCCCAAGGGAUCGAUCAAGGAAUGUCAGGAAUUUACUGAAAGAGGUGGUGUAUCCACUUUUCACACAAGUCAAGACCAGUGUCCCAGACACUUGCCUGUUUUCUCCAGAGAGAGACAAAUACCUGCUGCAAGAAGAGAACAAGGUAUCGGAGGGAAUCUCCAAAUGGUACUGUAACUACUGCGGGAAAGGCUUCUACUCUGAGGAUUACCUGGAUCGACACUUUGAUAAUAGACAUAGUGAAUAUGUUAGAGAGGAUAAAUCCUCGGUUUGCUUUGCUGAUUACUGUGACAUCAUGAGAUGCGACAUCCUUGCUGGGAGGAGAAAGAAAGAAUUCUGGGAUGUUUCGUUAUGUCUGGAGAGUGACAUGAAGGAUCUGAUGGACGACUGUGAGAGACUGAUGAGUGCCUGUGUCCCUGAUGGUUUGAGUAAAAAUGCUACAGAAUUCCUGAUCACUUAUAUGACAGAAAAUGUCUGCUCUUUUCUAACAUGCAAGAAAUACUGGCAGUCAGCUGUAGAAGAGGAGAAUGACGGUGUGAUCUUCUACUCCAUUUUGACAGUCUUUCUCAUCAUAGUGUUCACCAUCUACUACUGUGUGGCCUAUCACUAUUUUUACACAGACACCUUCACCGACUCCUAUUACGAGACCUACUAUGACAGACACCACCCCGUGAGUAAUCCCCAGGUAGGCAGACAACAAGAGGGUAUCCCUGGAACCAGACGCAGAAUAAUGGAAGAUAUAGCUGAACAUGAAGUCAGCUGACAAAGCUGAACAUAAAAACAGCUGACAGAAUUCGUAUUAGUAUGGUGAUUCUUUGAAGAGUGAAAAAGAAAAUUGUGUGUGCAUUGUUGUGAUGGUUUAUAUUGAUUGAUAGCAUGUAUAGAUUCAGGGAAGCAAUCGCAAGUGCUGUAGGAACAAAACAAAAUUAGGUAACAUGAUGGAAAUUAUAUUAACAAGCAAUGCCUGUGAUGCUGAAUUAAUGUAAAUGAACAUGGCAAGAUAAAGGUACAUGUACUAAGUAUUUUUGUUAAAUUAUUGUCAAUGGUUUUGCAUUUGUAUAUACUAUGAAUUUUCUUGGUUGUUCAAAUUUUAAAGACAUUCAAAAAAAAUGAAAACAAACAUCAUUAUGUAUGUACCAGUCCCUUUUUUUUAAAUCAAAUUAAGCUCUUAUGUUUUAUAUGGUACUUACCUCACAGGAACAUCUAAUACACAGAACAUAUAAUAAUGUAGCAUUUCUAUACUAUUUAUUUCUUUCAUACAGAGAUGAAUGGCCUUACAAAAUUGCACAUGCUAAUGAGCAUCUAACAUGUGUAAACAUUUUUUGUGUUCUUUUAAGACAGUAAAUAAAUUCUUCAAUACAAUUAUCCUGAU
Molecule: messenger RNA, 1515 nt
Organism: Magallana angulata
Lineage: Eukaryota; Metazoa; Mollusca; Bivalvia; Ostreida; Ostreidae
Exons: 7
Coding region: 67-906 (279 amino acids)
Source: RefSeq, a predicted model, not a curated record